CGCUGCGCUCGCCCGGCCGCCCGAGCUCCGACCGCCGGCCGCGCGCGAAGCUGGGUCUGGCCCGGGGCUGCGGGGCCGCUGUCGCGUCGGGAUCCCGGUCGUCAUGGGGACGAAGGCGCGAGUCGGGGGGAGGCCGUCGCUCCUCUUCACGGCGGUGGUGCUGUGCUCACUGGCGUUGGGCAGGGGUGCCGUGUACACUACGGAACCUGAAGUUAGAGUUGCUGAGAAUAAACGCGCCAAGCUGCCCUGUGCCUACUCUGGCUUCUCCUCUCCGCGAGUGGAGUGGAAGUUUGCCCAAGGCGACACCACCAGCCUCGUUUGCUACAACAACAAGAUCACGGCUUCCUACGAGGACCGAGUUACCUUCUCCCAUAGUGACAUCACCUUCCAUUCCGUGACCCGGAAAGACACAGGCACGUACACGUGUAUGGUCUCUGAUGAAGGCGGCAACACCUACGGGGAGGUCAGCGUCCAGCUCCUUGUGCUCGUGCCUCCAUCCAAACCUACAGUCAGCAUCCCCUCGUCUGCCACCAUCGGGAGCCGGGCGGUGCUGACCUGCUCUGAGGAAGAUGGCUCCCCGCCCUCCGAGUAUUACUGGUUCAGGGACGGGGCCCAGAUGCCCACGGAGCCCAAGAGCAGCCGUGCCUUCAGCAACUCCUCCUACACCCUGAACCACAAGACAGGGGAGCUGGUCUUUGACCCGGUGUCAGCCUCUGACACAGGAGAAUAUAUGUGUCAGGCCCAGAACGGGUUUGGGACGCCCGUGAGGUCAGACCCCGUGCGCAUGGAAGCUGCGGAGCUGAAUGUGGGGGGCAUUGUGGCCGCUGUCCUAGUCACCCUCAUUCUCCUUGGAGUCUUGAUUUUCGGCAUCUGGUUCGCCUACAGCCGAGGCUACUUUGACAGAAUGAAGAAAGGGACCGCAAGUAAAAAGGUGAUUUACAGCCAGGCCACUGCUCGAAGUGAGGGGGAAUUCAGACAGACCUCUUCAUUCCUGGUGUGACCCUGGUUCUCUGCGCUUGCCUGUCUCAGGAAAAUGCCGGAAGCCCUGAUUCCCAGCAACCUGGGCUGGUCCCGCCCCUUCCUGUCUGGCCCCUCCCGCAUCCUGUCUCAGGGUGGAGCUCCAAACACUGGACCCUGUGCCAGGCCUCCCCUGCUGGAGGGUGGCACCCCAUGCGAGGCUGAGCCCCUGAGUGAGGAGAGAAAGCCUGCCGUCCACCUCUGCUGACCAGAUGCCUCCACCCAGCUCCUGAGGCUGCAGGAGAAAGUGCUGGAGCCUGAGGCAGGAGGACAUCUCAGACCAUGUGGAGACCCCAUCUUCAGCAGUAGCUGCUGCUUUCUGUGGUGGGGUGGGUGUUUGUGGAAAAGAUUGUUGGAGACAGGGCCUGAGGCCAGCUGCGUGUGAGCGAGCGCAGGACUGAGCAGGCCUGCCUGUCCUCGUCUUCCUGUCAAUCCCUUCUUUGCCCUUAAAUUACUGUGUCCCCAUCUACCACUGUCCCCCAGUCUAUUGAUUAACUAGCAGGAGGGCAAAUCGGGUUUUCUAGGGUCAUUUUGCUUAUUUCUGUGGAGGAUACUAAGUACUGCUUGGCUGUACUCUGCUCCCUCACCUGGAUAUUCCCAACAGAUUUGAAUUUUGUAGCAAGGACCCAAAAGGACAAACAGGACAAGUCAAACAAUUAGGUAUAGGUCACACGCGAACCAAAAAAAUUUUCCAGAUAAAAGUGAGAUCAAAUUAGACAAUAAAAGCAAAGAUUAUGAAAUGGUUCAGUAAGCAUGCGAUUUUAAAGCAUGUUUCAGCUCUGUACCCUGUUGGGUGGUGUGUGGCGAGGCCGCAGUGACUCUGCCCCUGUAAGCCCCCCACUCCCUAAGCCACUUGUGAGUAGAGGCAGUUGGCACCAGCCUUGGCAUUCACCCCUGCAGCUUACAGCCGCCCCUUUUGAGUCAGAAAACACCUUUUCUGCUUUCAUUGUACAAUGUCAAAACUGAUUUUUGUAAUAAAUGUUUAUUUUUCACAUUGAGUUUGUUUAUAUCCUGAAGUCCUACAUUAAAAGAGUUGAGACUCCCA
Messenger RNA from Hipposideros armiger (great roundleaf bat), 2062 nucleotides. It is a transcript of the gene F11R, whose product is annotated as F11 receptor. Gene Ontology annotation, biological process: cell adhesion; intestinal absorption; establishment of endothelial intestinal barrier. Bases 104 to 1000 code for a protein of 298 amino acids. The record is from RefSeq and is a predicted model, not a curated record. Gene Ontology annotation, cellular component: bicellular tight junction. Lineage: Eukaryota; Metazoa; Chordata; Mammalia; Chiroptera; Hipposideridae. The transcript has 11 exons.